This is a messenger RNA of Symbiodinium natans, 342 nucleotides long. NCBI's taxonomy places the organism in Eukaryota, Dinophyceae, Suessiales, Symbiodiniaceae. The record is from the annotation of a GenBank genome assembly.
AUGACGGUGAAUCCCAAGUGCAAGGUUGCACUCGUCGGGGAAGCAGGAUGUGGCAAGUCAUCCUGUAUGGCCUUGCUGCAACGUCUUUAUGACCCAGAUCAUGGCAGCAUCCGCCUGGAUGGAGUUGACUUGCGUGAGUACAAUGUGAAUGCCCUGCGUUCUCGUGUAGUGAUUGUGGACCAAAAGCCAGUUUUAUUUGCCACCUCCGUGCGCGAAAACAUUACUUACGGUCUGCAGCAUGACGUUAGCGAUACUUGGACCGUUCCUGGUGUGUUUUUGUCGAUGUUUUUGAAGGUUUAUGGUCUAGGGUUUCGGGUUUGGGGUUUAGGGUUUAGGGUUUAA